This is a messenger RNA of Varanus komodoensis (Komodo dragon), 2353 nucleotides long. It is a transcript of the gene ANP32A, whose product is annotated as acidic nuclear phosphoprotein 32 family member A. The record is from RefSeq and is a predicted model, not a curated record. The transcript has 7 exons. Gene Ontology annotation, biological process: regulation of apoptotic process; nucleocytoplasmic transport. NCBI's taxonomy places the organism in Eukaryota, Metazoa, Chordata, Lepidosauria, Squamata, Varanidae. Bases 182 to 934 code for a protein of 250 amino acids. Gene Ontology annotation, molecular function: histone binding. Gene Ontology annotation, cellular component: nucleus; perinuclear region of cytoplasm.
CGUUGGGGGAUUCCAAGCGGAGCUGGUUGAGCGCUCAAAGUCCCUCUGCCUCGCGCGCUGGCUCCGGUCGGGGGGGCGGGAGGGGGGGUCUCUGCCGUGCUCCGUCGGUGUCCAUACAAAGAGGAAGCCGAGCGCCGCGCCGCGCCAAGAGUCGAAGCGAGCCUCCUGCGGAACCAGGGACAUGGACAUGAAGAAAAGGAUCCACUUAGAGCUGCGGAACAGGACGCCCUCCGACGUUAAAGAGCUUGUUCUUGACAACUGCAGGUCAAAUGAAGGCAAAAUCGAAGGCCUCACAGAUGAAUUUGAAGAGCUGGAAUUCUUAAGUACAAUCAAUGUUGGCCUCACCUCAGUGGCAAACUUACCAAAGUUAAACAAACUUAAGAAGCUCGAGUUAAGCGACAACAGAAUCUCGGGCGGACUGGAAGUGCUGGCGGAAAAGUGCCCAGCCCUCAUGCAUCUCAACCUGAGUGGCAACAAGAUCAAGGACCUCAGUACGAUAGAGCCGCUGGAAAAGUUAGAAAACCUGAAGAGUUUAGAUCUUUUCAACUGUGAGGUGACUAACUUGAACGACUACAGAGACAACGUCUUCAAACUGCUCCCGCAGCUCACGUACCUGGAUGGGUAUGACCGGGAUGAUAAGGAGGCCCCCGAUUCCGACGCAGAGGGCUACGUGGAAGGCCUCGACGAGGAGGAGGAGGACGAAGACGAAGAGGAGGGUGAUGAAGAUGCUCAGGUCAUAGAAGAGGAGGAGGAGGAAGAUGAGGAGGAAGAGGGAGAAGAGGAGGAUGUAAGCGGGGAAGAGGAGGAGGAUGAAGAAGGCUAUAACGACAGGGAAGUAGAUGACGAAGAAGAGGAGGAUGAAGAAGCCGAGGAAGAGCGGGGCGAGAAGAGAAAACGAGAGGCUGAUGACGAGGAAGGCGAUGAAGACGACUGAAGUGGCUAUACUCUAUCUCGGGGUCGGGGGACAAAUUUCCUAUUGUGAUUUGACUGUUCCUAUCCUGUAUUUCACCCCCUCCCCUCCCGUUGCUGUGGGGUUGAGAAGGAAGUGGAUAGUUGUGCGGGUGAGGGAAUUUAAUCUUUUUUUAAGAACUGCCACUCCUGCUUUUGUUUCUGAAGAAUUUCCUUUUGUGUCUGUUAUUAGUUCCUGUCAAUGCAAUAGCAAAUAUAAAGCAAGUGGUGGAUUUGUUUUUAUUUUUAUUUUUUUCUUGGAGUGGAACAUCUAUACACUUUGGGUUUUUUAAGGAAAGUUUUUUUUAAAGGUUUGAGCAAGAAGAUUUCCAUGUGAUACAAAGGGGGCAGGAAUGGAGAUGGUGGUGAGAUCUUUUUGGGUCCGUAGAAUCAGUGGCUUUUGCCAGUCUCUGAGCAUAUUGUAAGUAUUUUUUUUCUUCUCUUCUGGAUGCAGCAAAGUUUGCCGUGAAAGCAUUCCAGCCAGAGCAGUGAAGUGCAAACAGCAUCUUGAUAACGUGUUUUCUUUGUUGCCUGUUUGUGAAUGACUGCUGUUCCCAGAAACCGUUUCUCUCCAUUUCCCGUAGGUAACUUUUUACUUUGUCGUUUGUAAAUAGUGACCAAAUACGUAAUUUCCCUCCCCUUCUUUCUUUUUUAUUUGGUUUGUGGGGUUGAUUUUCAUUUUUUUAUUUUGUUUUCUCUGUAAAACCCUUUUGGAGCUUGGCCCACCCAGAGGGUCUCCACAAAGCGGGGGGGAUGCAUGGGCAGGACAGCUCAUGUUCCCGGGGGGGGGGGGGGGCGCAGCCUCUGUGGAAAAGUUCUCUGUAAACGGCAGUUAUUAAAAUAUCUAUAAAUAUAUAUAAAAAGUGUUCCUAAUUUCCUGAGUUAACUGGUGAAAUGAAUUUGACAGUUGUAAUAAAAAAAGAAAAUGUUUGAACCCUUUUAAUUAAGGUGUGUACUAUUUUGGUCUGUAAAAUAUUAUAUAUAUAAAUAUAUUAACACCUCCUUGAUAUUAAGUGACAAGAAUCUGUUUCCAUGUGUGCGUUACACUACCCUGGAGAUUUUUGCAAACCUUUUGAACAGCAGAGGGGACGAUGUGUGUCUGGCCCGGGAUGCUUUCUUUUCAUACACUCAAGCACGGAAUGCGGAUACAAAAGAUGUAUUUUCUUACCUAUUUGCAAGUCAGUAAACCGGCUGCAAAGUACCUAGGUGAAUGUACAGUUUUAAUUUCAUAUCCUUUUAAAAAAACAUUAGAAGUGACUUGUAUUUCCUAGUCAGUAUCUCCUCUGUGUAUAAAAUUUUUUAAAAAAACAUCACAAUCUUCCCUCUCACUCCCCAAAGAGUAAAACUUUUUGAGUUUUAUGUCUUGUUUGUCAAUGAUGAAUUUCAAUAAACCUUUUUUAUACAA